This is a messenger RNA of Actinia tenebrosa (Australian red waratah sea anemone), 723 nucleotides long. RefSeq names its product histone H4. The record is from RefSeq and is a predicted model, not a curated record. Lineage: Eukaryota; Metazoa; Cnidaria; Anthozoa; Actiniaria; Actiniidae. Gene Ontology annotation, molecular function: DNA binding; protein heterodimerization activity; structural constituent of chromatin. Gene Ontology annotation, cellular component: nucleosome.
CUUGGWCCAUUCCAUUUAUCGAAAUCGAAACUAUAAGUUUUACAUCAGCGAAUAAYAAACGAAAAUGUCUGGAAGAGGUAAAGGAGGCAAAGGAUUAGGAAAAGGAGGUGCCAAGCGUCACCGAAAGAUUCUCCGUGACAACAUCCAGGGAAUCACCAAGCCCGCCAUUCGUCGUCUUGCUCGUCGUGGUGGAGUCAAGAGAAUCUCUGGUCUGAUCUACGAAGAGACCCGUGGUGUYCUCAAGGUUUUUCUCGAGAACGUUAUCAGAGAUGCUGUUACCUACACCGAGCACGCCAAGAGAAAGACCGUCACAGCCAUGGAUGUUGUCUAUGCACUGAAACGCCAAGGACGUACUCUGUACGGAUUUGGCGGUUAGACGACCUGAAAACGCUCUAAAACAUCAACCGGCUUCAUUCGAAGCCAACAUAUUUGCAAAAGUCAAUGAUCAAUGCUUAAAAUAUUGCCGACUAGGCUAGCACACAAUAUAGGAAUAUAAUAUUYACACAACAGCCUACAGAUUUAGGUAGUUCGGUUUCAAUAGCAAAAUUAUAAGCAUGUUUAUUAUAUAUUGCGUCCAAAAUAUACCUKGUGAAUUAUUACCACAUACAUGGUGCGAUAUGUUAUCAUCGGCCGACUUCCGCRAAAAGCCACAGCACACAAUGUUAUAGGACUAAGAAAGUUUUAUUUUUCCUUAAUGACAAAAUACAUGACAUUCGAAAACCA